AUGGCGCAACUACAUUCUUCGUAUUCCAUUCGAUGCCUGCUGGCCGACACCGAUGUGUUCAACAAAUAUACUGUCAAAUUUAUUCUUGGAAAAGAUCUCGUUAAAGAACGUUCUAGCAAAGCACUAAUCACCCCCUCGAAUCGCCGUCACUUAGAAGGCACCAACUCAUCGCCAAUAUGUGAAGGUAUCACUNAGACAAUCACCCCCUCGAAUCGCCGCCACUUCGAAGGCACCAACUCAUCGCCAAUAUGUGAAGGUAUCACUUACAGAGCUGCCAUUGCAAUGGCCAUUCGUAGCAGUCCUGGAAAAUGCUUGCCGCUAAGAGCAAUUUACCGCUGGAUUGAAGAUAACUAUCCGCAUUUCUCCAGAAAUAACGAAAACUGGAAGGAUACAGUGCGCUACAAUCUAAGUCAUAAUAAAAUAUUCGUGCGCGUUCCGAGGCCUGCAAACGAUCCAGGUCGUGGAAAUUAUUGGACAAUCGAUACCAUCGCUGAGGAUGUGCAAACUAGAAAUCAAAUAAGGAAGCGGAUGUUGAAGAAUAAAAUACAGCUAUAUCAUCCAUAUGAACGCACCGAGUGCCCCUCGGGUGCAGCAUAUCCGGACGCCUGUGCUGCCUCCGUCAAGCAGUUUGAGAAAUGCCCUCCAAAGCCCGUGCAACAGGAAUGCACCUACCAAGCGUGGAAUAUUUUCACACAUUGGCAAUAUCAAUAG
Molecule: messenger RNA, 711 nt
Organism: Rhagoletis zephyria (snowberry fruit fly)
Lineage: Eukaryota; Metazoa; Arthropoda; Insecta; Diptera; Tephritidae
Product: forkhead box protein E4-like
Biological process (GO): regulation of transcription by RNA polymerase II
Molecular function (GO): DNA-binding transcription factor activity, RNA polymerase II-specific; RNA polymerase II cis-regulatory region sequence-specific DNA binding
Source: RefSeq, a predicted model, not a curated record